AUGGCAACAUCAAGAAUUAACUUGCUAGCUUUGAGAUCUAGAACUGGAAUUGUGUGUGCAUUUGCAGUUCUAGGCGCGGGCGCAUACUUUGGCACAUCACUUCUUGCUCCGACAGGCCAUGCCGAAUCUAACGGACCUUACACAGUUUUCAAACGUGGGUUAGGCUUUACCACGUUGCGACUCAAACAUUCCGAAGCUGUGAAUCACAACACAAAACGGCUUGUAUUUGAGUUUCCCGACGAGAACGCGAGAAGUGGACUAUCACUAACCUCUGCUCUUCUUACAAUUUCCCGACCCAAUAAUCGAUGGAUCCCUAUUAUACGCCCAUAUACUCCCAUCAGCUCUUUAGAUAAACCUGGCUCCAUUGAGUUUCUGAUAAAGCACUAUCCAAAUGGCAAGGCCAGCACACACAUGCACUCGCUCAAGCCUGGAGACACCCUUACUUUUGCCGCAACACUCAAAGGAUUCAAUUGGGUCCCUAAUCAAUUCUCCCAAGUCCAUCUCAUUGCAGGCGGUGCGGGAAUCACCCCUAUAUACCAGCUCCUUCAAGGCAUUUUGAAUAAUCCGGAGGAUAAGACAAACGUAAACUUGGUCUUCGGUGUCAACACGGAACGGGAUUUGCUUCUGAAGAAAGAGUUAGAACAGUACAAAGAACGCUUUCCCGGGCGAUUCAACUACUCCUUUGCAGUGAGUAGUUUGACAGACGAAAAGCCUUCUAUACGGAAGGGCUACGUGAACGAAGAGUUACUGCGCGAUGUUGUGGGGAAAUCUGACAAGGAUACCAUGGUUUUCGUCUGCGGGCCACCUGCAAUGGAGGAUUCCCUCGUGGGAUCAAGAUCAACACCAGGAGUCCUAGGCCGCUUGGGAUUUACAAGCUCUCAGAUUUAUAAGUUUUGA
This is a messenger RNA of Penicillium odoratum, 897 nucleotides long. RefSeq names its product cytochrome b5 reductase family protein. The transcript is spliced from 3 exons. Gene Ontology annotation, molecular function: cytochrome-b5 reductase activity, acting on NAD(P)H. Bases 1 to 897 code for a protein of 298 amino acids. Lineage: Eukaryota; Fungi; Ascomycota; Eurotiomycetes; Eurotiales; Aspergillaceae. The record is from RefSeq and is a predicted model, not a curated record. Gene Ontology annotation, biological process: ergosterol biosynthetic process.